This is a messenger RNA of Misgurnus anguillicaudatus (oriental weatherfish), 1149 nucleotides long. RefSeq names its product agouti signaling protein 1 (gene asip1). Lineage: Eukaryota; Metazoa; Chordata; Actinopteri; Cypriniformes; Cobitidae. The record is from RefSeq and is a predicted model, not a curated record. Gene Ontology annotation, biological process: hormone-mediated signaling pathway; melanosome organization. Gene Ontology annotation, cellular component: extracellular region. Gene Ontology annotation, molecular function: melanocortin receptor binding; neuropeptide hormone activity.
CAUAUUUGUACCUAAAUGGGACAUAUCAGGACCUUUUUAAAAUGAGGAUUCCGCCCAAGUGACAACAUUGUACCUUUAUUUUUGACAGUGUAUGCACACAAGCACAUUUAUCUCCCCUCUCACCCACAUACUUGACAAAAUACUCGAACUUGCUCACUCUUUUCUCAUCGUAGGUCCGCCCCUGCUUAAUUUUAGCAUUUGGCCCCUGUCUGAAUUUCCUGACUACAAAAGUCUGUCUGACAUUUUUGUCUCAGUCUCAGCAGGGGAGCCGGAAAAUCUCAAGCACCUAUACAAAGAGAAAGCAGGGGCCCGGUACUCACCAGGACAGGUCAGUUUGUUAAACCCCAACACUGACUCCUGAAGAUAACCAUGGGUAGUUUGGCUUUUGAAUGCACCAAGGAUAAAAAGAAAACACACGAUUGUCAGAGAAAGGAGGUUGAAAAUGGGUAAAAUCAUAUUAUGAAUCCGUCGUUGUUGCUGUGCUGUUUGGUGCUAUGUUUAGCCUGCUGUGUAAACGUACAUACACACAUGGUUAUGGAGAACCAACACAUCUCCAGUCAAACAACCAUCAGCGUAUAUCAAACAAACCAGACAGAUACACCGCCUGUGCUUAUUGUUGGGCUGUCAACACCUAAGAAGAAUAAGAAAUCAGAAAAGAAACCGAAAAAGAACAAAUACAGCACCCGUGUAAAGAAACCCCCGCCGCCGGCGAACUGCGUCCAGCUGUGGGAAAGCUGCAAGGGUCCGAGCGCAGUCUGUUGCGAUCCCUGCGCCUUCUGCUACUGCCGACUCUUUAAAACCGUCUGCUACUGCCGCAUGGGUUACCCCAAAUGCUGAAAACUGCCACAUGGAGAAACAACCGGGCUUAUUUCAACACCCCUUCCAUAAAGGCUUAUUUUGUAAACGAAAAACUGGAUUAUCUCUGCACUACUUUUACAUAAUCGCUACAACUCCGAUUAAUCGGAUGCUUCCGGCGGAAUAUUCCGAAGAUGACCGACGUAUUAGUUUAUGUGCUUUUACAUUUAUUUUAAAUUAAUUAUUUUCACAUUUCAGUGAAAGCUUUGUAAAUUAUCUAGCUGUCCGAACGAUUGUGAGUGAAUAUUAAUGUUUAUAUGAGCUAUAAGCACUUUACAAUGUGUAAAUAAUGCA